ACAAUUUUCCAUGUACUGAUACUGUCUCUCUCUCUAGGAAUUGGGAAGAGGCACGAGUUCGCUCUGGUUAUUGAACAGAGAGAUUUUAAAUGUACUCACCACUCUUAGUUUGUUCUUUGAUUUCUAAAGGAACGGUCUUGGAUUAAAAGAACUCCAAGUUCAGAGAAAUUUGGCCGUUCUUCCUACUGAUCGUAAGUUCCAAGAAAUAGCAAUCAACUGCUCAACGGACAGUUAAAUGGUGGGAGACCCUUGAAUGUUACAGGAUAGGUAUGAAGCUGCUCUUUUCCAACACGCUUCACAAGCGCAUCUCUCUUACCUCUUAUUUGUUUCAAGCUCCUUGGAUUUCCAUUGAAUUCUCCUCUGCAUCUGCUUCACCUGCUUUUCAUGACUCAGACUCUCCACCUCUUCAUGAAUCCCCAAACCCAAAAUCCGAAGCCCAAAAUUCAUAUACGCAAGAUGCAUAUACCCAAGAUGUCAAUUUGUUCAUUUCUGCUCUUUUGGCCUGUAAAAGCUUGACCCAAGUUUCUCAGGUUCAUGCUCAAGCAGUUGUUACAGGAACUGCAGAGAAUUUAACAUUGAGUAACAAAUUUAUCUAUAUUUAUGCACAAUGGAGAUGCUUACAAGAUGCCCGCAAAAUUUUCGAUCGAAUGAAUUCAAGGGAUGCAGUUUCUUGGAGUGUGAUGGUUGGUGGGUAUACAAAAGCUGGCGAUCAUGAGAAUUGCCUCAGAAUCUUCAGAGAAAUUGUGCGCUCUGGCUCAGCUCUCGAUAACUACUCAACCCCAUCUGCCCUAAGGUCUUGUCGGCAUUUGAAGGAUCUUCAAAUGGGUAGAGAGAUACAUCACUUGGUUUUGAAGACGGGUCUACAGAGAGAUCUAUUUGUAAGCGCUGCUCUUGUCGAUAUGUAUGCAAAAUGUGGUUCAUUAGAAGACGCAAAAAAAGUGUUUGACAAGAUGCCCAAAAGAGAUUUGGUUUCUUGGACUGUGAUGAUAAUGGCUUAUGCUGAGGGUAAUCAGGCAAGUGAAUCAAUGAUUUUGUUUGAUCGGAUGAAAGACGAAGGGGUUUUGCCUGAUAAGGUUACUAUGGUGACUGUUGCCUUUGCAUGUGCAAAAUUAGGAGCCAUGCAUAAGGCCAUGGCCAUUCAUGAGUACAUACUGAUGAGGAAGUUCUCUUUAGAUGUGAUACUUGGAACCGCAACGAUUGAUAUGUAUGCAAAAUGCGGGAGCAUUGAUAUGGCAAGGGACACUUUCGAUAGCAUGCCUCAUAGGAAUGUGAUAUCAUGGAGUGCCAUGAUUGCUGCUUAUGGGUAUCACGGGCAUGGCCAUAAAGCUUUGGAACUCUUUCCCAUGAUGUUACAAAUGGGGAUUCGACCAAAUAGAAUCACUUUCUUAUCCAUUCUAUCUGCUUGUAGCCAUGCUGGUUUGGUCGAUGAGGGUUGGCAUUACUUUAAUUCUAUGAGAAUAGAUUACUUUGUAGAACCAGAUGUAAAGCACUAUACGUGCAUGGUUGAUCUUUUAGGUCGUGCUGGUAAGCUCGAAGAGGCUUGUGAUCUUAUCGGUGGAAUGAUCAUUGAGCCUGAUGAGGGUUUAUGGGGUGCCGUCUUGGGUGCUUGUAGAAUCCAUGGAAAUAUAGCUUUGGCAGAGGAAGCUGCAAAUUGUCUUCUCAAUAUGGGACCAAGAAAUCCGGGUUAUUAUGUUUUGCUUUCCAAUAUCUAUGCAAAGGCUGGAAGGUGGGAAGACAUGGCAAAAAUAAGAGAAAUGAUGGGCAAUAGGAAGUUGAAGAAGACACCAGGAUGGACAUGGAUAGAGAUAGAUAAUAAGACCCACCAAUUUAGUGUUGGGGACAAGACCCAUCCAUUGUCUAAAGAGAUAUAUGAUAAGUUGCAGAGUUUGGGUGUUGAGAUGGAGCGUGUUGGAUAUGUGCCUGAUACUAAUUUUGUUCUUCAUGAUGUGGAUGAAGAGAUGAAGGUUGGGAUUUUGUACACUCAUAGUGAGAAAUUGGCAAUUGCCUAUGGUUUGAUCAGCACAACCCCAGGAACCACCAUUAGGAUCAUGAAGAACCUUCGGGUUUGUGGUGAUUGCCACACAUUCACUAAGUUUCUUUCAAAGAUUGAGGAGAGAGAAAUUAUCGUUAGGGAUGGAAAUCGUUUCCACCAUUUUAAGGAUGGUUUGUGCUCUUGUGGGGAUUAUUGGUGAAUAGAUUUCUAU
Messenger RNA from Amborella trichopoda, 2204 nucleotides. Its product is annotated as pentatricopeptide repeat-containing protein At3g26782, mitochondrial. The record is from RefSeq and is a predicted model, not a curated record. Gene Ontology annotation, biological process: RNA modification. Lineage: Eukaryota; Viridiplantae; Streptophyta; Magnoliopsida; Amborellales; Amborellaceae. Gene Ontology annotation, molecular function: RNA binding; protein binding; zinc ion binding.